This is a messenger RNA of Protopolystoma xenopodis, 204 nucleotides long. The record is from the annotation of a GenBank genome assembly. NCBI's taxonomy places the organism in Eukaryota, Metazoa, Platyhelminthes, Monogenea, Polystomatidea, Polystomatidae.
AUGGCUAUUCGCCGCGGACGAACGCGUCGGUUGUUUGUUAACGAAGCCGUGCAGACGCUCGAAUCCCGAAAGGACGGAGGUUUGCGGAAGUCAAAUGAAGAUACAGAAUGGCUGGACACUUCGAGUCCGACGGAGUCAAGGGAAGGGAACUGGCUCGAAGAGAAAAGGGCCUCUGUCGGACAAAAAAGAGGAAUCGUGAAAUGA